UUUUUUUUUUAAAAAAAAAUGCUUUUGUUAUUCAUACCUCAUAUUCUAUUAAUUUAUUUUAUAAAAUUUGCACAUGCAGCACUAUAUUAUUCUUCAAUUCAAGAAAGCACUGUUGGCUUGGGUAUUCUAAGCGAGAAUCAACCAUUCCCUGAUAAUACGAAUGUUCUACGCUUAGCUCGGGUAGACCCUAAUAACAUUAACUGUAAUGAACCGGCGAUUUUGUUUCGAUCUUUUAUAGCAGGGCAAACUACGAUAUCGGUGUUGGAUCUGGCGGAAAUUGUACAUAUUCGACGAUAAUUAUAUACUUCAUGAACGUCGCCGUAUACACAAGAGAUCCCCUCCACAUGACCAUCAUGACCAUCAUGACCAUGACCAUCACAAACAUAGCCAUGGCCAUCACAAACAUGGUCAUGGUCAUCAUUCCGAUGAUCACCAUCCUCCCCAUCAUACUUCUCAUCAUCCUCCUCAUCCUUCUCCUAAGGGUGCUCCAGCAAGUCCAUCAGCAGGUCCACCAGAUUCAAAGAAUCCAACACCAUCAAGUGGUAAGGAUCCAACACCAGAGCCAGCACCAGCACCAGCACCAGCACCUACUCCCAAAGCUGUUAACGAUAAAAUAAAGAUUCUCACAUUCUACAAUGAAUUUGUUCUUAUAUAUUAUCCAUGUGGAGUACAAGUUUGUGGGGACAUAUAUUCAAUAAAAAAUAUCAAAAAUUUAGUAAAGUCAGUAUCUUUUACGGGUAACUGUGACGAGACAAGUGCAGUACAGGGUCCGGAUGGAUUCCUGUAUUUAUGUUAUCAUGAUGUAGAUUCAUCAAUUUCAUGGGAAAGUUGGAAAACAAAUGGAAUUGAAUUUAAUAAAGUUUAUGAAGGAAAGAUAUCGAAUGUGACAGUACCAAAUGAAAUUGAGGCAGAAAAUUUUGGUGGAGGACUUUUUAAAGUUUUUUCAACUGGACCAUCAAAAUAUUCAAUCGUUAUGGGAUCAUUUCCUGGCAAACCAGAUCCAAAUAGUCAAAUUUAUAAUACGCCGGUCCAAUUAUUUGCGUAUUUCAUAACUGACGUAGUUAUUAUUAGUGGUCCAUUUCCUAUUUAUCAAAAUGGUGAGAAUUUUGGUGGUACGAUACAAUUUUUAAUACAGGUUUGUAAUGCUGAAGUAGGUGGUGAAGGAUAUAAAUGUUUAAUUUCAUAUAGGAUAAAUGAGACAGAUUCAAAAACAAAUUUUGUUGCAAUUUCAUUUUCAGCAAAUGGUGAGCCUACAGGUACCGUGCAAUUUGAAAUAACAGGGACAAAGACUCCCGCAAGUCUUAAUUUAAAUUAUGGAGGUUGGUGUAUUGGCGUAGUAGGUUUGAAAGGGUUGGACUGCCUUGCUUAUGAUGAACAAGGAGGUUAUCAUGGUUCUUGGGGAAUACCUGUUGGUGAUUAUUCAAAAGUUGGUAAUCAACCCGAUAAUAUGAUGUGGGCAAUCCCACAAUUUACAAACCCAUUAUCAUGGGAAAUUAUAUCUACUGAUCAAGUAACAGGCUUCAAACCAAAUGUUCCGAAUAAAUAAUUAGUUCAUAUCUA
Molecule: messenger RNA, 1560 nt
Organism: Rhizophagus irregularis DAOM 181602=DAOM 197198
Lineage: Eukaryota; Fungi; Glomeromycota; Glomeromycetes; Glomerales; Glomeraceae
Source: RefSeq, a predicted model, not a curated record